AUGGCUAGGCCUAUGUCUGACCACAAACCAAUCUUAUUGAGUUGCAAUAUCGAAGACUGGGGUCCUCCACCUUGGAGAUUCGAAGGUAUGUGGCUGUUUGAAAACUCUCUAUUGGAUCUUAUGGCUGAAUGGUGGAACUCUUUUGUAGUCAGCGGUCCUCCGGGAUUUCAAUUGGCUAAAAAAUUCCAGUUGUUAAAGGCCAAGAUAAGGGUCUGGAAUAAAGAAGUCUUCGGAAAUAUUGAUAGAAAAUUUGAACUGACUCUCGAUCAGAUUAAACUUCUAGAUCAGUUGGCCGAUGAGGGUUCUAUCUCUAUGGAUCAACUUGAUACUAGGAACCACCUAAAGCUCAAGUUUGAGGACAUUGCGGAUAUGCAAGAGAUGCACUACAGGGCUAAAUCUAGAAUCCAGUGGCAGAUGGAGGGGGAUCGGAAUACCAAAUAUUAUCACAGAAUUGCUAAGUCUCGUAGGAGGAGGAAUACUUUCUCCAAACUGCGUAUUGAGGGUUCUUGGGUGGAAGAUAAAAAAACUAUAAAAGACAGUAUUGUCUCUCAUUUUCAAGAGAGAUUUAAACUGAAGGAUGAUUUUCAGUUCUCUCUUUCUAAUCUUGGUCUUAAUUCAAUUUCUGAAGAGGAAAGUGUGAUUCUCGAGAAAAGAAUUGAAGAAGAGGAAGUUUUGCUUGCUCUUAAAAGACUGGGGCAAGAUAGAGCUCCAGGGCCUGAUGGGUUCCAAGUCAAUGUUAUUGUGAAGUGCUGGAGUUUUAUGAAGAAUGAUAUCAUGGAAGUGGUUAGGAAAUUCGAAAGCUCGGGUUUUAUCGACUGGAGGCUUAAGUCCACUUUUAUCUCUUUGCUUCCAAAGAAAUCUGUGGUGGAAGAGAUAAAGGACCUUAGACCAAUCAGCCUUUCCAAUACGGUCUUCAAAGCUAUAUCAAAAGUUCUCGCUGAAAGGUUGAAGUUGUUGUUGUCAAAGCUCGUCUCCAAUUCUCAAACAGCCUUUAUUAAAGGUCUUCAAAUCUUGGACAACAUAUUAAUAGCUAAUGAAUGUCUAGACUCCAGGUUGAAAUCUAAAAAGUCGGGGCUGAUUUCUAAAAUCGACCUUGAAAAGGCUUUCGACAAUGUUAAAUGGUCCUUGGUCGACGAAGUUCUUCAGCAAAUGGGUUUCGGACAAAUUUGGAGAAUGUGGAUUAAAGGUUGUAUUGAAAAAAUACCCUUUUCUAUUCUAGUAAAUGGAAGCUCUUGUGGGAAAUUUAUCAGCGAGAAGGGUCUUCGUCAAGGCGAUCCUCUUUCUCCGUUUCUUUUCUUGCUCGUCUCUGAAGUCUUAAACAUUAUGUUCUCUAAAGCUUCACGUGCUGGUAAAGUAGGUGGUUUCAUUGUUAAGAAUGGAGGCACCACCAUUAGUCAUCUGCAAUUUGCAGAUGACACUUUGGUUUUUCUUGACGUCGACCUGGAGCAAGUUAGAUUUUUAAAGUAUAUUCUCUUAUCGUUCGAGUUCGCCUCAGGUUUAAGCACAAAUUUCAGUAAGUGCAGUCUCUUUGCAGUCGGUGAAGUGAAUAAUCUCAACACUUCGGCAGCUGUCUUUGGGUGUUCUUGUGAAGCUUUUCCUUCAAUUUAUCUCGGUUUACCUCUUGGUGAGCAAAGUCUUUCGAAAUCUAAAUGGGAUAGAGUAAUCGAAACUUGCAAAGAUAGAUUAGCCUCCUCGAAGAGAAGCUCUUUAACGAAGGAAGGUAUUCGGAAACUAAAUAGUAUGAAUAAGGCGUUACUUAUGAAGUGGUGGUGGUGUCUUGGAAAGGAAAGAAAUUCUUUGUGGGCUAAAAUUACUUUUGAAAAGUAUGGAUGCUCUGAUCUCGGUUGGAGGACUAAGAAAACAACAAGUUCUCAUGGUGUAAGCUUGUGGAGGAACAUUUAUAAGGUUGCAGAGGACUUCUUCAAGUUUACUCAAUUCAAAAUUGGAAGGGGUCAUAAAAUUCUCUUUGGGGAAGAUAAAUGGUGCGCACAAGGUCCAUUUGCUGAAACUUUUCCAAGGUUGUAUGAGAUAUCUAAUAUCAAACAUUGCUCCCUGCUCCAACUUUAUGUUCUUGAUGAGUCUGGAUGCCAUUGGAACUUCGGUAUCUCCCAUAGACAUUUAUACGAUGCUGAGAUUGCUGAAUUUACUGUUUUGACUCCAAUUCUUAACAGUGUAGUCUUUUCUCCCGAUGAAGAUGAUGAGCUUGUUUGGGUUGGUGAAUCUUCAGGAGCUUUCUCUGUUAAUCUUCUUACCAUUGACAAUCUGCAGCGUAGAAAUUGCUCUUUGUCUGUUUUUGGGGGCUCGUCAACAACAAAUUUAUGUUCUCUGUUCAAUAAUAUGUUGGAAUCUGGUACUCACCUCUUCUGGAAUUGUCGGUUCACUCAUCAAGUUUGGGCUUACUUUUUCGCUCAAGCAAAUGUGCAGUUUCCUACUUUCUCAUCCCUCUUAAAUUUGUUUAAGAACUGGUCAUCUGUGGCCACUCAAAAUGAUGGGAAGGAGAUAUGGAAGAGGAUCCCUGCCAGGGUUUGUUGGAACGUUUGGAACGAGAGAAAUGUCCGCACUUUUAAUGGCAAGAAAAGCACUGUGGAGGCUAUCAUUGCUGAUUCUAAAAUCAGCGCUUUUCAUUGGGCUGCUAAGAAUUUAACUUGUACAAAUCUGUUGCAUCAUGAUGUGAUUUCUAACUGGAGAGAUGAAGGUAUACUAAUUUCACUCAGUUUUUGGUUAGCAGUAUCAAGAUUCGGAGUAAGAGAAUUGAUGCAGAGGUCAAGGACAUGUGAUCCAUUAUGUUCAGUUGAUGAUGUGAGCUCCCAAGAUUUUGAAGCGAGUUACCAGCCAAAGACUGAUUUCUUGAAAGCGUUUGCAAUCGUUGGAGCAGCUGCGGCUGGGGAUGUGGGUUGCUGCCAAUCAGGACAUAGCCAUGGAUUGGUAUUCGGAUUAGGAUAUGCAGGGAUUAUCUUUGAGGAAUCUUUAGCAUUCAAUAAAAGUGGACUUGGAUUAUUGAUGGCAGUUAGUUUAUGGGUUAUCAGAAGCAUCGGGGAUUAUCUAAAUCGAAAUAGGCCAGAUAAGUUCGGCACCAGAACAACAGAUGUAGCGGGAAAAAAGUUUGAUAGCUCAAAAAUAAACAAUGUUGCACCUCCACAGAAGGCUUUUCUUGGACUUAAUCUCAAUGCAGGAAGUACCUCAAAUCCUUCUCUAGGGUUCUCAAAUGAGUUUGAUUUUAAUGUGCAAAUUCCUUCUGAUACCGCUAAUGAGAGUGGAGGAUAUUGGAGUCACGGUACUUCUGGUCCUGUUUGGAUACCCGACUAA
Molecule: messenger RNA, 3306 nt
Organism: Papaver somniferum (opium poppy)
Lineage: Eukaryota; Viridiplantae; Streptophyta; Magnoliopsida; Ranunculales; Papaveraceae
Exons: 8
Coding region: 1-3306 (1101 amino acids)
Source: RefSeq, a predicted model, not a curated record